AAUUGAAAUAAAUAUUAGUUUUUAUUUUCUCUAGCCAUUUGACAGAGCCUACAUUGACAACCCUGGACCCAUGGUCGUGUUUGCAACCCCAGGGAUGCUUCAUGCUGGUCUCUCUCUACAGAUCUUCAAGAAAUGGGCACCCAACAAAAACAACAUGGUUAUCAUGCCAGGUUAUUGUGUUGCUGGCACUGUAGGUCACAAAAUACUGAGUGGAGCUAAGAAAGUGGAAUUUGAAAACAACCAGAUCGUGGAAGUCAAGAUGUCAGUACAGUACAUGUCAUUCAGUGCCCAUGCAGAUGCCAAAGGAAUUAUGCAACUGAUCCAGCACUGCGAACCUCGUAAUGUUCUGCUCGUCCAUGGAGAAGCAUCAAAAAUGGAGUUUUUGAAGAAUAAAAUAAUGCAGGAAUUUGGAAUCGAAUGUUACAUGCCCGCAAAUGGAGAAACGGUGUGUAUGCCAGCUCGGGUAGUUAUACCCGUUGACGUCUCACUUAAGCUUCUAAAAAGGGAGCUAAGCCAAUCAGGAUCAGACCCUAAAAAACCAAGAAUACUUCAUGGAGCCUUGAUGAUGUUUGAUAAUACUCUACGCUUGGUAGAUCCAGAAGCUGCUAUGGACGAAGUUGGUGUCAAGCCACAUGACAUUCGCUUUACUUCUACUAUCCAUCUUGAGGAUCCAUCGGGCGAGCCUCCGACAAGAGUUGCCGAUGCUAUAUACCAGAAAAUGAAAAGCAAGCUUAAGGACCACACGAUUCACUUAAUGGUGGACAGUUCUAUUUCUGUAGCCUCCGUUCUGAUCAAGGUUGAUAACAGUGAUGAUGAUGGCAAGAAUGUUUUUGUUUCGUGGGGAUAUCAGGAUGAAGAAUUAGGAAGCUAUCUUCUAAGCUUAGUGAAAGAAAUGGAAGAAUAUUUUACGUGACAGUGACUGAAAUCUAUCAUCGGUUAUCGUGUGGAAAAUGAAAAACUACUGAAAUAAAAGGGAUCACGAAGAACGUGACACCGCCCAUGAUUUUCGGCUUCGAGACUCAUCGCAUCUCUCUCUCUCUCUGGUGUUCAACACACUGUUUUGUAAAGAAUGUUGAUGUACAACUUUUUUGACAAUAAAUGUUUUUAUUGUAA
Limulus polyphemus (Atlantic horseshoe crab) is the source of this 1113-nucleotide messenger RNA. RefSeq names its product integrator complex subunit 11-like. Bases 71 to 913 code for a protein of 280 amino acids. The transcript has 9 exons. NCBI's taxonomy places the organism in Eukaryota, Metazoa, Arthropoda, Merostomata, Xiphosura, Limulidae. Gene Ontology annotation, cellular component: nucleus. Gene Ontology annotation, biological process: snRNA processing. The record is from RefSeq and is a predicted model, not a curated record.